CAGAAUGCAGUUAGGAUUGAUUUACGCAUUCGUCGCGCUUUUGGCGAUAUUUCGAGUGGAACCCAGCGAGGGAUUUAUUGAUAUAAACAAUGAAUUGAACAAUAUUAUAAGCCCCCCGAUCCUUCCUGCGGUUGAGAGCAUAUUGGACAUCUAUGGCGACGCAGAUUUAACAGAAGAUGAGCAAAAGGUGCGCUUGCGAAGGGAAUCCAUUGUAAAAAACAACGGUCUGGUGUUCAAGCUUCACCCAAUAGUCCUGGGAAGUAAUUCAAGCAAUAAGCCCUCAGUUCCCAACAUUCUAAUUUUUGCCAACACACACAGACCGGCCCCAAAGGUUAUGAAUGACGUGAAAUAUUUUGUUGUAGAUCGUGAUACAGAACAAGUAUACAAUCCGGGUAUUACACUUGAACAGCUAUUUAGAAAUUUUUCCCGAUCUGAAAUAGGAAAAACAAUUAAUCCGGAAACACCUCCAUCAGAAAUGCAGGAGUUGAACAUCAAACUUAUCCAAAAUGCUCUAGAUCAAAGGCAAACUGAAUCAAAGUUUGAAUCUGAAGCACAGGCCCAAUCGUUUAGCCGAGCGCUUGAAGAAGCGAAGCUUCAAAUCCAAAGGCAAUCUCAAUCACAAUCGCAGGCUCAAGGUCUAAGGCUGGAUCAAUCACAGCAACAAAUCCAAACCGCCAGAACUAAAGUCCAAGAACAAUUCCAAUCGCAAGAACGAGGACGGGCUCAAUCGCAGCAACAGGACCAGAUUCAACAAUCACGGAAUCAAGCUGGAGCUAAAUUACGAGAAAAAAUUGUUCCGUAUAUUCAAACUUUACCACAAACAGACGCCAAUGAGCCAGAAAGUGCAGAAGCUGAAGCUGAAGGAGGACUGUCUGGAAACAUAGCUCUAGUACCACCAAUUGAAGAGGAAGGUCGAAAGCAAGACCAGGCUCAAUCACAGAUUCUAGAUGAAGCUGAAGGUAUUAGACAAAGUCUGGCGCAAACGGAAGGCCAAUCCCAAUCGCAGGAUCAAGUUCAAUCACAAGCUGAGGCUAUUAAUCGAGAUAUAGCAGAGUAUCAAGACCAAGCUGAAUCUCAGGCUCAAGAACAGUCCCAAGCUCAAGCUCAAUCGCAAGAUCAAUCGCAGACUCUAAAAGAUGAGGGCCUGCCUCAAUCAUCAUCACAACAAUCUCUGGUUCAAGCAGAGGAUGAAGCACAAGAAGAUCCCAUAGACCAAUCACUUCAUCAAGCGCAAUCUGAAGUACUAAAACAAGUUAAUUCACAGACUAACGGUCAAUUAAAGGCUCAAGCUCAAACGCAAGCUGAAGUUCUCGAUCAGGCUCUGGAGGAUGCACAUGUUCAAUAUCAGUCUCAGGCUCAAUCACAAGGAAUAUCACUGUCUCAACCCACGCAACAAUCGCUUGUUGAACCAGACGAUCAAGCAAAGGAAGACCCCGUAGAUCAAUCACUUCAUCAAGCCCAAAGUGAAAUACUAAAGCAACUUCUGUCACAGAAAAACGAUCAAUUCAAGGCUCAAGCGCAAACACAAGCUCAAACUCUCGAUCAGGCUCUCGAAAAAGCUCAUGUUGAAUAUCAAUCUCAGACUCAAGCACAAGGAAAUCCACUCUCUCAACCAGAGGAUCGAGAUCAAGAUACCGCUUUAGACCAAUCACCGACACGAGCUCAAUCCCAAUCACAAGAACAAACGAACAGUAAACUUCAGCGGCAAUCUCAAGCCCAAUCAGAUGCUCGUGCUAUAGGUCUUUCAGCUUUGGGACAAGCGCAAACGCAUCAGCAAUAUCAAUCGCAAUCUCAAGAUCAAUCACCGCAGCACGAACAACUUCAAUCUGAUGAUCAAUCAGGCGAUCAAGCUGGGGAUGAAGCGCAAGACACCGAUUUGGACCAAUCACUACAUAAAGCCCAAGCUGAAGUACAAGAGCAACUUCAAUCACAGACUCAAGCCUCAGGCCCAUCACUAACGCAAUCGCAACAGCAAUCCCAAGCUCAAGAAGUUGAAGCGCUUGCACAAUCACUAACUCAAGCCCAUGCUCAAAUCCAGGAGCAAGCUCAAUCACAAUCGCAAGGGCCCGCUAUAUCUCAAGCUCCCAAUGAGAGGCAAGGGCAGUUACAAUCACAACGUGAAGACCAAGAUCAAUCAAGAGAUCGUUUGCAGGGACCCAAAUAUGAUGAUGAUAGUUACUCACAACCUAAACCAAGGUCAUGUUUACAGUGUCAGCAAGCUUCUUACCCACAAUACAUUGCGGAGGUGGACAUCGAGAUUGACGCCAAGCUGGACACGCCCAAACUAAUCUCAAAAUAUGGACAUCAAGCAGAGACCCAUUACGCAUUCACUGCCGACGGCUACAAGCUCUGCCUGCAUCGGAUUCCGCGUUCUGGAGCCACACCCGUCCUAUUGGUACAUGGCCUGAUGGCCAGCUCGGCCACCUGGGUGCAGUUCGGUCCAUCCCAAGGUCUGGCCUACAUCCUGUCCCAAAGCGGGUACGACGUCUGGAUGUUGAACACCAGAGGUAACGUCUACUCGGAGGAGCGCCUGGCCGGUCGGGAGAGCGACAAGGUCUUCUGGGACUUCUCUUUCCACGAGAUCGGGCAGUACGAUCUACCCGCUGCAAUCGACUUGAUCCUGCUGCAGACCAAAAUGCCGAGCAUCCAGUACAUUGGUCACUCGCAGGGAUCCACGGCCUUCUUUGUGAUGUGCAGUGAAAGGCCUGAGUAUGCAGGCAAGAUCUCAUUGAUGCAGUCCCUCUCGCCAUCAGUUUAUAUGGAAGAAACACGCAGUCCGGCCCUCAAGUUUAUGAAAGUCCUUCAGGGUGGCUUCACAAUGCUGCUGAAUCUCCUCGGCGGCCACAAGAUCUCCCUGAAUAACCGGAUCGUUGAACUGUUUCGCAACCACAUCUGCAACAAACUUAUCCCCAGUCGCAUCUGUGCCAUCUUUGAAUUUGUGGUCUGCGGAUUUAACUUCAACAGCUUCAAUAUGACACUAUCUCCCAUUUUGGAAGGCCACGCCUCGCAAGGAAGCUCCGCUAAACAGAUCUAUCAUUUCGCCCAAUUGCAGGGCAAGUCAGAGUUCCAAAAGUACGACUACGGGCUUAUUCUGAAUAAGCUACGCUACAAGUCCAUAUUCCCCCCAACUUACAACCUUUCCUUGGCACUGGGCAAGGUGGCCCUUCACCGCGGAGAUGGUGACUGGUUGGGAUCGGAAUCGGAUGUCCUUCGACUGGAGCGUGACCUGCCCAACUGCAUAGAAAACAGGAACAUUCGAUUCGAAGGAUUCUCACACUUCGACUUCACGAUCUCGAAGGAUGUUCGAUCCUUGGUCUACGAUCGCGUAAUCAGUCUUUGUGGUUCUAAUUGAACUUUUAGCUUACGAAUAAUAAGCAAAGCAAUUAAUAGAUUUGCUUGGCAAAGA
Drosophila sechellia is the source of this 3406-nucleotide messenger RNA. RefSeq names its product accessory gland protein Acp36DE. NCBI's taxonomy places the organism in Eukaryota, Metazoa, Arthropoda, Insecta, Diptera, Drosophilidae. The record is from RefSeq and is a predicted model, not a curated record. The transcript has 4 exons. Gene Ontology annotation, biological process: lipid metabolic process. The coding region runs from base 5 to 3352 and encodes 1115 amino acids.